Messenger RNA from Zea mays, 2035 nucleotides. RefSeq lists its product as uncharacterized. Gene Ontology annotation, molecular function: protein binding. The coding region runs from base 425 to 1714 and encodes 429 amino acids. The transcript is spliced from 4 exons. The record is from RefSeq and is marked predicted. Lineage: Eukaryota; Viridiplantae; Streptophyta; Magnoliopsida; Poales; Poaceae.
CGAGAAUCCCCCUCCCCGUCCCGGCGUCCCCGGCUCCCGAGCUCCCCCUCCAGCCUCCCCUUCCCCGGCUCGGCCGCACCCCGUCCCCGGUUCGUUAGAGCGCGAGCGCGCGGCAGCCGGCCAGCCCCAGGCAGCCGGCGCCCCGCGGCCAGGUUGGCUCUCGCUCUCCCCUCCGGCACACCUCGUCCCCGGUUGUCCGGCUCCGGCUCCGGAUCAGCAGCGCCCCGAGCACGAGCGGGAACGCGCGAACGCCGGGACGCGGCAGGGUGCGGCGGGGCGGGGCAGCUAGGCUCUGAGGCACGGCAGACGGCUUGCAGUCAAGAUCUCUCACCAGCUGAAUUGCCGAUUCACACAUCCAGCCAUCUCGACAACUUGGGUACACACGGGACUUCAUCUUAAGAGAAUUUAGAACAAAAAAGAGAGCAUGUCAGACCUGCUUCCUGAAGAUGUACUUGUCAACAUCAUUGGUCGUCUUGCACCACGCUACCUUGCCAUAUCCCGGUGCGUUUGCAAGACAUGGUGCACCACCAUUGAUGCCCAUAAUCUGCUGCGUAUGGAUCUACUCCCACACUCAGUGUCUGGACUCUUUAUUAACUUCAAUGAGUUAAGCAUGUCGGAAUUCUUAUCCCGCCCCUCAAAAGGACCAGCAAUAUCUGGUAAAUUUGACUAUUUGCCUAGCGCGGGCCAAGUCAUAGACCACUGCAACGGGCUCAUCUUGUUACACGAAUGUGUAGUUAACCCGGCCACACGACAGUGGGCGCUGCUGCCCCCACGCCCAAGCCCAAAUAUGCCUGAGCACUUUUGUCACGGGAUGUACCUUGUCUUUGACCCCACAUUGUCAUCACAUUAUGAGGUAUUCCUGAUCCCUCAGGUCUCAUACAAUUCCAACUUAGACCCUGCAAUAGAGGAAUUGGAAUGGCCACCUUCGCCUUGCAUCGUACAAGUGUUGUCAUCAAGGACAAAGUUGUGGGAGGAGAGGUUGUUUGUUCGAGAAGGAGAGGCUGCAGGUAAUGUCGCUGACAUUCGGUUGGAUUUUCAAGCUGUUCAGGAGAAUGCUGUCUAUUGGCGGGGAGUACUUUAUGUAAAUUACCAAUCCAAAUUUAUUAUGAGGAUAUCAUUGUCAAAUGAUAAAUACCAAGUAAUCAAGCCACCUGUAGAUUUUGAAUGGUUUGAAUUUGAAAAUGAAUCCAGGCUAUCCAAAAACCUUUAUUUGGGAAAAUCAGAGAAAGGGGUGUACUGUGCUUUGCGUUAUCCGUCAACCGUUUCCUUUUCGAUUUACAUUCUCGAUGAAUCUGACGGCAAAACGGAGUGGAUAAUGAAGCCUCACUAUUAUCUCGGGAGUCAAGGAAUUGACGGGCCUGGACCCUGGACUCUACAAGAUAUCAACUAUAACUGGGACACCCAGUAUGAAGACAGUAUGGAGGAAAAGUUCGAGUGGGACUCCGACAGCGAUAAUGUUGUCGAGAACAGAAGCAACGGUGGAUAUCCUUGCCUUCCUCGUAUAGAACUUCUUGGGUUUCACCCCUACAAGGAUGUUGUCUUCUUGAGCGACACGCUGAGACGAGGAUUGGCCUAUCACCUAGACAGCUCAAAGAUCCAAGACCUGGGUAACCUCCAUCCAACAUAUUAUGGAACUGAACAGGGGAUUCAGCCAUUUCUACUGACGGCUUUCCCAUACACACCCUGGAGGGGAUGGUUUCCAGAAGACACAUAAUGGUACAUACAGAGUACCGAACGUAAGACAUAAAGAAGGCAUUAGCUGAUCUGAAACCGAAGUUCUGACCGGGCAUGGCGAAGGUCCCUCCUUCACGGUUUCCUGAUGCUGCUGCCGCUCUGGAUCGACAGACUUCAGCUUGAGAGUAGUUUAGCCAGCUGCUUAGCGCCGUGGACGUGGGGAUGGACACGUCGCAUUGCGCGCUUAGUGGCUGGUUUUGUGCGUUGUUUGGCUAAGUUUUUUUUUUUUUGGUUAGAAUAAAAGGGAGAAGAGAAAACACUCCAGUUGCGCAGCACCAAAACCGGUUCACCACUCUCUUGU